Fusarium vanettenii 77-13-4 is the source of this 741-nucleotide messenger RNA. RefSeq lists its product as uncharacterized. The transcript is spliced from 2 exons. Gene Ontology annotation, molecular function: oxidoreductase activity, acting on the CH-OH group of donors, NAD or NADP as acceptor. Bases 1 to 741 code for a protein of 246 amino acids. The record is from RefSeq and is a predicted model, not a curated record. Lineage: Eukaryota; Fungi; Ascomycota; Sordariomycetes; Hypocreales; Nectriaceae.
AUGUCUACCUCCCUUUUCAGCUUGGGCUCACGUGUCUUCAGCGUCACAGGCGGCGCUUCCGGCAUGGGAGCCGCGACCGUUCGCCUUCUCGCCCAGCACGGAGCUGGCGCCAUCUGGAUCGCGGAUUGGAAUGACGGAAGCUUUGGUCAGAUCAAGGAAGAUGUUGAGCGCAUCAACCCUCUCACCAAGGUCUACACUCACAAAGUCGACAUGUCGGACCCAAAGCAGGUGGACGACUGGGUAGCCAGCAUCAUUGCAGAGUCUGGAGUUCUGCAUGGCGCUGCAAACGUCGCGGGUCGCAGCCAUGGUCAAUGCUCCAGAGAGAGCCAUCUGACAAUAGUGAAUGUCUCGAGCCUUGCUUCACUGCUCCGUGGGCCAAGUGCGUUUGCGUACGGUGCCUCCAAGGCUGCCUGCGCCCACUUCACGUCAUGCGUAGCUAAAGACGUUUACUCUUUUGGCAUCCGCGUCAACACUGUCUCGUCUCGCCAGGUAAAUCAUCAAGAAAUAAUCAUCCAGCUUAAGGCAAAAGCUAACCUUCAAGGCAACACUUACACGGCCAUGACAAAGGAGUUCUUUGGCCACAUGUCCAAGGAGGAGACGGAGCAGCAACUUCAAAAGUUGGGAGUCAACACAAAGAUGCUGGAGCCUGAAGAUGUUGCUAGGGUCAUUGUAUGGCUUUUAAGUGAGGCAUCCAUGGAUGUUAACGGUGUCAACCUGCCUGUUGGAGAGGGAGCUCCUUGA